Messenger RNA from Pelmatolapia mariae (spotted tilapia), 3407 nucleotides. RefSeq names its product zinc finger protein 501-like. NCBI's taxonomy places the organism in Eukaryota, Metazoa, Chordata, Actinopteri, Cichliformes, Cichlidae. The coding region runs from base 333 to 1772 and encodes 479 amino acids. Gene Ontology annotation, biological process: regulation of transcription by RNA polymerase II. The transcript is spliced from 4 exons. The record is from RefSeq and is a predicted model, not a curated record. Gene Ontology annotation, molecular function: RNA polymerase II cis-regulatory region sequence-specific DNA binding; DNA-binding transcription factor activity.
UCCGGGAUGACAGACGGAGCUACAUUUUCAUCCAAAGCGAGUGAAAUAGUGAAUUUGGAUGAUAAAACAAGCUAAACCAACGUUUGGAUCGAUAUCUGCAUCGAUCUGCCCACCCUUGUCUCCUGGAUCGUAGCUGAGAUCAGCGUGAACCACGUGGGUCUCUGCUCCCUGAUCUGUUUCCUGUGUUUGGAAAGAGUUCCAGCUUGAUCACGGAGUUUCUCUCGGUUUGUGGGCUCAUCUAAAGCUGAUCAGCAGGAGGAGAAGAGUCUGACGGAGCAGCAGAGGAACAUUUUCAGCCAUCUGGACUCAGCUGAGUCACUACAGAGGAAACAAUGAGCUCAACACAGAAGGACCAACAUGGAGCGACAAGUCAGCGCUCUCAGGAGGCCGACAAACCUCAUAGAAGAAAGAGAGAGAAAACAUACACCUGUGACGAGUGUGGGAAGGGUUUUACUGGGAAGGCUUCACUGAAACAGCAUCAGGUCAUCCACACUGGAGAGAGACCGUUCAGCUGUGACUUGUGUGGAAAGACUUUUUCCUGGAAGGGUUCCCUAAAAGCACACCAACUCAUCCACAGUGGAGUUAAAGCGUACAGCUGUGAUCAGUGUGGCAGAGCUUUUACUCACAGUAGCAGCUUUCAGAGGCAUCUAGUUACCCACUCUGGAAUUAAGCCAUACACCUGUGAUGAGUGUGGGAAGGAUUUUACUGUGAAGGAGAAACUAAAACAGCAUCAGGUCAUCCACACUGGAGAGAGACCGUUCAGCUGUGGCGAGUGUGGAAAGUCUUUUUCCUGGAAGAUUGCUCUAAAAAGACACCAACUCAUCCACAGUGGAGUUAAAGCGUACAGCUGUGAUCAGUGUGGCAGAGCUUUUACUCACAGUAUCAGCUUGCAGAAUCAUCUAGUUACCCACUCUGGAAUUAAGCCAUACAGCUGUGACAUUUGUGGAAAAACAUUCAGCCUGAAAGAGAGCCAAAAUGCACACCUACGCAUUCACACCGGACAUGAUGUGUACUGCUGUGAUCAGUGUGGCAAACACUUUGCUAAAGAUACACACUUACAACAACACAUGUUUACCCACACUGAGGAGAGACCUUAUAAAUGUGACCUGUGUGAGAAGACUUUUAAAGCUCCACAUUACCUGAAAGAACACCAACAGAUCCACAUCAGAAAGAGACUCUCCAAGUGCAGUUACUGUGAGAAGCAGAGCGACACAGAUGGAUCCAGUUCUCAGUCCUGUCAUCACUGUGGGAAAGAGUUUCGUUGUGACCUUUGUGGAAAAACUUACAUUCGAAAACACACCCUAAAAAUACAUCAACGUAGACACACUGGAGACAAACUGAAAUACUGCAAAGAAUGUGGGAGAAGCUUCACCAGAUUAAGGGACUUAAAAGAACAUGAACUGAUUCACAGUGGGGUUAAAAAGCACGUCUGUGAUCAGUGUGGGUCAUCUUUCACCACUGUAAGUCACCUUAAAACACACAAACGAGUCCACACAGGAGAGAAACCAUACAAGUGCAGACACUGUGACAAAAGCUUCACAGUUUCAGGUAAUCGUAACAAGCAUGAACGUACACACAUGGAAGGAAACUACAGCUGUGACCAGUGUGACAAGAGCUUCAGGAAUCUCAGUUCAUACUCCAAACACAAACGAUCCCACGUUACUAAUAAAUUGUUUCACUGUUACCAAUGUGCCAAAACAUUCACUAAAUUAUCUGCUCUGUGCAAACAUCAGCGUGAUCACUCAGGGCUGAAAUCACUCCCAUCACAGUGAAUCUGAAGAGACAGAAACCAGACACUGAGGUUGGUGGUAGACUAACCUCCAUCUGCUGCUGCCCCAACCAGAUCCUCUGGUUUCAGUGUCAGAGUUAAAACCCUUGAGAUCAGGCUCCACAGAGUUCAGAUGGACUCUCCUGUAAAGAUCUGAUGAGCAAUGUUCCCUCUAAUUUUUCAUGUGUCUGAGCGAACACACAAACUCCCUGAGCGAUCCCUUGGACCACUGUGAGCAACAUCAGACGUGUGCACUGUGGUCACGCCAGCAUCGAAUCCAUCCAAGUUACAUGGUUUAUUAAAAUAAUCAAAUUACAGCAUUUAUGUUAGACUACUUUUAAUUAACUACUUUAGCCCACUUACAAUGAAAAUUAAAAAAAAUCUUGUUCAUGACCUGUGUAGUAUGUUAACACUAUUGGAAGUAAAAAUAACUUGAACUCCAAUUUUGAAAACAAAACUUUUGUUUUUCUUUUUUUUUUUUUUUUAAAUAAAGCUCUGACUUCUAUUAUCACUAUGAGUCUGUGGUCUGGGAGAGAGUCCUGUAACUCUCUGUCUGCAAAAUACAGUAAAUAAUGACCAAUGUUGGGCAAUUAAUUAUAUAGUUCUUCAAAAAAGCAACUGAGUUAUGCAAACAAAGUUUUUUGCAGCCAUUUACCUAAAAUGCAGCCAAGGCGUUUUUUAAAAAUGAACAUUUCUAACUAUUUACAGAACAAUCAGGUGUUCUGCAUCAAAUCACUCACAUCUCAAAUCACCGCCGUCACUCCUAAAACUUCCCCCUUCCUAAACAACUAAGUGCGAUGUUGCCAUGUCAUUUUUUGUUUGGUCGACAUGGUACAUUCUUUGACCAAUAGGAAAGGGUGUUUUGGUUUCGUCUUUGCUCACAGGCGGAGAGUGCUUUCGAGUGUUUUCCUUAUAAAAUGCAGUUUUUACCGUUUCUUCCCGCAGUAAAUAUAAACAACGAUAGUAUUCAGGAAGAAAACCAAACAUUGCAGAUAUUUUUAUCAUAACUCUGGUUUUAUGUGGCCUAUCAACACAAUUUAAAAACUGGUAUAAAGUCCACACUUUUUGCGUCAAUUGUUCCGUCUGUCCUGCUCACAUCUCCAAUGGUUGUACACGUUGUCAUAAACGUGGCUUCACUCCACAUCAGUCACGCCGCUUUGCUAGCUAAAACACCGGUGUCGGCGCAUAAGGACGCUGUCAUAGCCUGUCAACCACGUUGAUUGGCUGCGUAUAUGCGAAUGUGAAUCGCAUUAUUGGCUGGACUAUGGGAUAAGGUGGCAUCGUUCUAAUCCCAUACGGGAGCAGCCAGUCACUUACUGACUCACACUGCAAACAGAAUUGUUAAAGUUUUAAUUUUAAUUUCAAUUCAGGUUAGAUUUUUUUUUCUGUGCGCAGAGACCGUGCCAGCAGCUUAGAGGGAACAUUGCUGAUGAGGCAACUAUGAAUGAAAAUGGUUCCCUAGUUCCAUUUUAAGGUGUCGAAACUAAACUGUUCUACUUCAGUGUUCAUGUCGAGUGGUUUGCUUUGCUGCAGCAGUUGGAUGAAAAAAAAUCUGUUUUCAUGUUAUCAAGUUUUUAUUGACUGUAUUUUGAUCCAUGUGUUCUGAAGAUGUUAUUUUGUUCACUUUGUUUGUGUUAUG